Molecule: messenger RNA, 687 nt
Organism: Caenorhabditis bovis
Lineage: Eukaryota; Metazoa; Nematoda; Chromadorea; Rhabditida; Rhabditidae
Source: the annotation of a GenBank genome assembly
AUGAGCCUUCGUCCGAUCGUGUGCCCGUCGAUUCUCAACGCCGAUCUUGGCAAUUUGGCGUCGGAAUGCAAAAAAUUGAUGGCUGCUGGAGCUGAUUGGCUUCAUCUCGAUGUCAUGGAUGGCCAUUUUGUGCCGAAUCUCACAUUCGGACAUCCCGUUGUUGAAUGUUUAAGGAAAUCGUUGGGUCCUGAGCCGUUUUUCGAUGUUCAUUUGAUGGUCUCAAAUCCUGGCCAAUGGAUUGAGCCGAUGGCAAAAGCUGGAGCAAAUCAAUUCACAUUUCACUACGAGGCCGCCAAUGGGGAGGCGGACGUCGAGAAAUUGAUCGAAAAUAUUCGCUCGAAUGGAAUGAAAGUUGGACUGUCUGUGAAGCCGGCGACGCCCGUUGACAACAUUUUGAGGUAUGCCUCGAAAAUCGACACGGCGCUCAUAAUGACCGUCGAGCCGGGAUUCGGCGGCCAGAAGUUCAUGGAGAGCAUGAUGGAAAAAGUGCGAGCGAUUCGCGCGGCGCAUCCGAAGUUGAAUAUUCAAGUUGACGGCGGCGUGACGCCGGAAAAUGUCGGGAUAUCGGCAACUGCUGGCGCGAAUGUCGUCGUCAGCGGCACCGGAAUCAUCAAAGCGUUGGAUCAGAAGGAAGCGAUGUCGCGAAUCCGAGCGUCGUUGGCGUCGGCGAUUUCGGCGAGCGCUUAG